AGUCCUUUGUUUGCACUCUCCUUCAUCAAAAUCUAAAAACGUGUGACCUGGCAGUGACAUUAGAUUGAACUGAAUUGCUGCAUUCAGUGCUUGUUGGUGAAACCUGAACACAGAACAGAAAGCCUGCGUGAUCAGAUUCCAGAGCAUCAUGUGGCCGUUCCUCCUAGUGUGUCAGCUCGUCCUUAUUCUCCAGUCAGAGGCUCAGAGUCCCUGCCUCACCCACCCAACAUUCAGAAACCCGGGUCACUCUGAUAUCACAGUUGUGUGUGGCACAAACAGGAUGGAUUUGCUGAUUUUGCUGUGCCCCAUGUACUUCUAUGGAUACAACGAAUCGACGGUGGCUCUCAAUGGUCAGUUCGGCAAACCUGAGUGCAGAGGAACCGCUGACUGGACGGUCGACCCACCUGUAGUGAAAUUCCAGUUCUACAUCACUGAACCGUACAUAUCUGUCUGCUCCAAUAAGCUGACGAUCACCCAAGAGAUUGGAUCGGGGCUGUUCUCAGACUUCUCUAGUGUUCAGUCUGUGAACAUCUCUGGAGCGGUCAAUACUCAGGACUUGAAUGCUGGAACCAUCACAUACAAGCAGGAGAUGAAAUACCUCUUUUCCUGUAGAUACCCACUGCAGUACUUGGUCAACAACACGGAGAUCAGUGUAUCUGGAGUGAGUUUGGCAAUUAAAGACAAUAAUGGUAGUUUCAUCAGCACUCUGAGAAUGGUUCUUUUUGAGGACUUUACAUAUACAACACGUCUCUUCAUGCCUCCAACGGGUCUCAUGCUGAAAACCAGGGUUUUUGUGGAAGUCCGAGCAACUAAUCUCACAGAGAGGUUCAAUGUUCUGUUGGAUCGAUGCUAUACAACCACAAGUCCUUACCCAGGAAACAACACAUCAUUUGACCUGUUUGUCGGAUGCAACCUUGAUCCACAAACCAUAAUGGGUGUGAAUGGAGAACAGCAGGUGGCACGCUUCUCGUUCGAGACUUUUCGCUUUGUGGAGCACAGAAACAGGACGGUGUCCACCUUUUAUCUGCACUGUGCCACUAGGCUCUGCGAGAGCUCUUUCUGUAGAUCCUUACGGCAGAAUUGCACAACUUCCGGAAGGAAGCGCAGGGCUGUCCAGUCAGCUCAGGGAACCUCAGUGAGUGAUGUUGCCACAGUGAGCUCUGGGCCAGUCAUCACCAAAGUGGACGAACCGUUUGCACCUGUUGCUACAGUGUAUAAGAAACUGAAGCAGGAUGAGGUGGUGGUGGGCGUCUCUGUGGCAGCAGGGGUAUUCGGAGGCCUGUGCUUCAUCAUGCUGGCGGCGCUCAUCUACAAGAUCCGCAAGGACAAGUUCACUGCAGACAAAUCAAGCUUCUUCCACUGACAGCUCUCAAACAUACCAUUCUUCACUGAGAUGGUUCUCUCAUCACCAUGAAAGUUGUUCUCAUAGACAGGGCUUCUGCAUCUAGACCUGUAGUUUGGUUGAGCCCAAGGUUUACAGGACAGCAAUGGGAUUAUGAGUGGAUGAUGCCAUAAAAUGUCACAAAACCAGUUAUAAAUAGGUCUGUGCCUUACAGUUAUACAGUCUACUGCAUGGAUUUGAUUCAACAUAAUUAUUUGCAUGCCAAUGUUCAUUAUGAUUUUAACUAUAUUCCAUUUAUAUAGCUGCAUUUUUGUUUUUUUGUAGCAGGGCACUCUUGUAAAAAAGCAUUUCGCUAUUGUAAUUUCACGAACAAUUAAAACACUAAGAAAUAUUAAUUUAUGUUUGUAAACUAGACUUCAUGUACUCAUUUUGGUGUUUGUCAUUAAAUUAUAUAUAUAUAUAUAUAUAUAUAUAUAAUUGAUUUUAUUUUUUAUUUUAUUUAAAAACACUAAAUUAAAUCCAGAAAUUAUAUUAAAUUCAGUAAAAUAAAGUAACUUUAUUCUAACCAAAAUGCGCAAAGAAAAAAAAAGCACUAAACAGAGACUAUUAAUGGUUUACAAACAAUCUUUUCCCAUUUCCACAUUUUUCUCUCCACACAGACUUGCACAUGAAAACAAGUAAAAGACAAAACCAGUAAAGAAAAAAAAAAACCUUUGUGUGAAAAUCUUUUGAUGUCAGUGCAGUGCAUGCUAAUCAUACUGAAGUCCAUAAAUACAGAUGUUUAACACAGAAGAUGCUCACAGAUACAAACAGCUGUUUCAGUAAUGGAAAAAGGUGAACCA
Carassius auratus (goldfish) is the source of this 2184-nucleotide messenger RNA. Its product is annotated as zona pellucida-like domain-containing protein 1. NCBI's taxonomy places the organism in Eukaryota, Metazoa, Chordata, Actinopteri, Cypriniformes, Cyprinidae. The record is from RefSeq and is a predicted model, not a curated record. The transcript has 11 exons. Bases 149 to 1363 code for a protein of 404 amino acids.